Molecule: messenger RNA, 1398 nt
Organism: Bathycoccus prasinos
Lineage: Eukaryota; Viridiplantae; Chlorophyta; Mamiellophyceae; Mamiellales; Bathycoccaceae
Product: copper type II ascorbate-dependent monooxygenase
Exons: 1
Coding region: 1-1398 (465 amino acids)
Molecular function (GO): copper ion binding; dopamine beta-monooxygenase activity
Source: RefSeq, a predicted model, not a curated record
AUGGUGAGAAAUUCAAUCGCGUACUAUCGGAGGGACGAGAACCCGGUGAGCAUGUACGGCGCACCGUUCUUGGCCACGAUCGUGACGUUAGUGUUCAUAGCGUUAUCGUAUUUCGGAUCAUCCAGCUCUUCUUCUUCUUCUUCUUCUUCUUCGAUGAGUGCUGCGAAGGAUUACGCCGCUGCCACAAGUCGAGAAAGAACGACGACAAAUCCGACGACGACGACGAAAAUCGAAGAAGACGAGGAUUUAGCGACGACGAGAAAGUAUUCUUUGACGUUACCGAGACGCAUGCACUUGCCAAACUUCUUCUCGAACCUCGGGAACGAGCAACAGCUCGAGCAGCAGCAAAGUUCAAUCCCUUCACUUCCCUCCGGGUCGAAACGGUUCCAAGUGUCCACCAACGAUUUACUCUUAGACGAUAAAGUGUUCGACGACCAAGAGAAGAAUCCGUUAGUCGGGUUCGCGUGUUCGUUCGAUCGCAUUCCAGGCGCGCAGACGCAGACGUACCACGUGAAAUCAUUCACACCAAAAUUGUCCAACCCGGAGGCGACGCACCACGUGACGGUGUUCGCGUGCAACGCGCAACGCAUGCACAAAAAGUUUGGAACGACUAAAGGUACCUUUUACGGCGCGAACGAGUGCGGGACGUGGCCGUUUUACGGCGAACCGGAUUCACCGUGUUUAGAAGUCGCGUGGGCGUACGAUAAAGGCGCCGGUACGUUUUCGUACCCGACCGGGUUCGGUUACAAAGUUGGUAAAGGUACCGCGUUUGACGUGUUAUUGACGCAAGUGCAUUACUUGUACCCGAAAAACAAACCCGUGAAGAUGUGGAACGACGAUACCGGGGCAAUCAUGCAGUUAGAUCCGUAUCGACCGUCGGUUGUCGACGCCGGCGUGUUGACGAUUAUGAAAACGAGCAUGGUGUUGAAACCCGGUCAAGACGAAACUGUGGUGCAUUACUCCGUAGGUCCGGAAAAUCAAGUGUACGCGCACCAUUUGAAAGAUGAUUUCGCGAACGGAGAAGAGGAGAACUUUGGCGUGACGUUGUUAGCCGCGCAUUUACACGCGCACGAUUUGGCCAAGAAGUUUAAACUUUCCGUAGAAUCGCCCUCUGGACAUAGAAACGUCGUCAAAUACAUCGAGAACUAUGGUGGUUACGGAAAAGACCAAGACUUUUUCGUCUUGGCGAACCGGGCGAGAGUACGUCGCGAGGACAGAAUUGUCAUCGAGUGCACGUUUGAUACGUCAAAAAUUACGCAGCAGGUGAAAUACGGGACCAAUCACGACGAGGAGAUGUGCGGACCGAUUUUGAUGUAUUAUCCGAAGAAGGUGACGUCUUCGGAUUUAGACCAAAGCGGGUAUUUUAGCGGCAUUCAAAUGAAUUCAGUCAUGGUUUAA